AAAAUAAUGCAGAAUGAAAUUGUUGGACUUAAAUACCGAUUGUUUACUGAACAUAUUCAGUUACUGUGAUGAAAAGGAUUUGAUAAAUUUGUGUCGUGCCCAUUGGCUGCUUAAUAAUGUCAUCGACAACAACAUAUUCCAGAAACAAUCACUAGAUCUGCUAAUGUGUGGACAUCGUGAUAGGCCAGCCAUAAUAAAGCGCACACAUUCGUAUUUGUCCUUUGCCAAUCGCUUGAAAAUAGCUGCAAAUUGGCUAAAUGGCUGUUAUCGGGAGCAACAUUAUUUUCAUCGCUCCAAAAUGUUUGCCACCAAAUUGCAUUUGGAGCGCAAUUGGCUAUAUGUUUCCUAUGCCAGUUAUCUAAGUCAAUACAAACGCCUAAAGGCGGAGGCUUUACAGCGGCGUUAUCAUCAGGAAAUUACUACCGGCAACAAGGCUGACAUAGGAGACUUUGUUAAAAAGAACGAUAGCAUAUUUGUGGGCCGUGUUACGGGCAGUUGUUUUAUUUAUGAAGAUGGCUAUGCCACAGAACAGCAGUUGCAUUUGCCCAAAGAGUAUUUAAGGUGUGUGGACUUUGCUGGCCAAAUGUAUGCCACCAGCACUGAUAAAGGCGGUAAAAUUUGGCGCCGUGAAGAGGAGCUGGGCUUGAUAAAUUUGGAUUUGAUGAAAAACUUAAAAGAAUCGUAUAAAACUAUGCGUUUUAAUGACUCGGGAGAUAAACUGUUUGGUGGACUUUACACUUCAAUCAAGAGAUGUGCCUUGAGAGAAAUUGAUUUGGUUAGUGGUUACGAGCAUGCUCUCAAUUCCAAUACCAUCUCGAUUUACGAUCUCAAACUGAAGGAUGAUAAUGUUCUGUUCACCGCCAAUUUUGAUACCAGUUUUCGUCUUUACGAUCGUCGUUCCGAUCGUGAUGAAAUGAUUUGGGAAGACCCAUUUGAUUCAUCGUUUUACUGCCUGGAAUAUGAUGGUCUCAAUGCAGUAUUAUGCGGCACCAAAUACCACAGUCGUGUUAAUCUCUACGACAUACGCAAACCUGGCAAACACAUGCAACUGUAUUUCCCCCAGGUGCAAAGUAGACAAAGAGGAGAUUUCAAAUCAUCGCCGGUCUAUAGUUUGGUGUGUGAUAGUCGUUAUCUGUUUGUGGCCACCGAUCGUAAUGUGCAUGUACUUGAUUUUAAAGUAGACUGUGCUGUUAGAAAAGAUUAUCGUGAUAUAUUUCGACAAAUGCAUCGUAUUAAAAUUUCAUAAUAUGUUAAUUGGAUUGAAAAGAAAUUCAUUUCAAAUUAAAAUUUAUUUAAGUUUACAGUUCAGUUGUAUAAAAAAGAAGUCAGCCCAAUAAAUUAAACAGGUGACGAAGUAACGCAUUCGAUAUGCAGUAAAUUUGAAUGUAAAUUUAAAAAAUGUUUGUUCUUGCGUAUUUGUCAUGUACUUUUAAUUAAAAAGAUCUAGACUUUUAAUGUUUUUUUUUUGUUUUAUUGUUUAAAGAAAAUUAUUUUAUUUUUAUUUUUCCAUCGUUUUUUUAUACCUUUUUUUUUGUUUUGCCAAAAUAAAUCUCAAUAAAUUUAAUUG
This is a messenger RNA of Calliphora vicina (urban bluebottle blowfly), 1567 nucleotides long. RefSeq names its product F-box/WD repeat-containing protein 4. NCBI's taxonomy places the organism in Eukaryota, Metazoa, Arthropoda, Insecta, Diptera, Calliphoridae. The transcript has 3 exons. The record is from RefSeq and is a predicted model, not a curated record. Gene Ontology annotation, biological process: SCF-dependent proteasomal ubiquitin-dependent protein catabolic process. Gene Ontology annotation, molecular function: protein binding. Gene Ontology annotation, cellular component: SCF ubiquitin ligase complex. Bases 14 to 1246 code for a protein of 410 amino acids.